Molecule: messenger RNA, 1984 nt
Organism: Gambusia affinis (western mosquitofish)
Lineage: Eukaryota; Metazoa; Chordata; Actinopteri; Cyprinodontiformes; Poeciliidae
Product: neogenin-like
Exons: 8
Coding region: 593-1447 (284 amino acids)
Cellular component (GO): membrane
Source: RefSeq, a predicted model, not a curated record
UUUUACCUCUCACGGGAUAAACUUUGUAAUCCUUGUUUAGUGUUCUUGCCACUUUUUAAUAUAAACACCGUUACUGUAUUUUUGCACACUAAGAUACAACAAAAGAUUUUUGUUAACACCUUCACAACACCGAACAGAACGAAGCAGGUACUUUAAGUGACAAAUGGAGAAUUUAAACUGUUUUCUAAAGGUUUCUACUCCGUCCCAGGCAGGGGUUUGUCGCACACGUGAGCAAACAAAUGCAUCCCAUAAGGUCAAACAAUAUCAGUCACAGCAACACAAUUAUUUUCUAUCUGAUGUUUCAUUUUGAUUGUCAAUUGUCCGUGCCUCAGUCCCCAGCUCCGCCCCAAAAGACGUGACAGUGGUGAGCAAAGAGAACAAGCCACGCACCAUAAUAGUCAACUGGCAGCCUCCCUCUGAAGCCAACGGGAAAAUUACCGGUUACAUUAUCUACUACAGCACGGACGUCAACGCGGUGGUCCACGACUGGGUCAUCGAGCCUGUGGUGGGGAACCGCCUCACACACCAGAUCCAGGAGCUGACUCUGGACACCACGUACUACUUCAAGAUCCAGGCCAGGAACUCCAAAGGAAUGGGGCCCAUGUCGGAGCCGGUGCAGUUCAGAACUCCCAAGACUGAGUCCUCUGACAAAAUGGCUAAUGACCAAGCUUCAAAUAUCCCACCAAAGCCAGGACCUCCAGGCAACUCGUAUCCAGUUGCCCCUCGAAAUUCAGAUGGUAAAAUAGGUCCCAGAAAUGAGAAUCUCACCGUGAUCAUCGUCAGCAUAAUCGCAGUGGGAGUCUUCACCACCAUAGUGGUGGUAGUGGGAGCCUUACUGUGCACGCGGCGCAGCACGUCCCAGCAGAAAAAAAAGCGAGCGGCCUCGAAGUCGUCAAACGGCUCCCAUAAGUACAAGGGAAACUCCAAAGACCUGAAGCCGCCCGACCUUUGGAUUCACCACGAGAGGCUGGAACUGAAACCCAUAGACAAGUCGCCGGAACCCAACCCGGUCAUGACCGAGACGCCCAUCCCCCGCACCUCGCAGGACAUCACCCCCGCCGACAGCGGCCUGGAGAGCAACCCCCACCUGCAGCAGCGGCGCAACUCCUACCGAGGCCACGAAUCAGACGACAGCAUGUCCACACUUGCAGGCCGCCGGGUGAUGAGGCCUAAAAUGAUGAUGCCUUUUGACGCUCAGCCGCCCCAGCCUGUGAUUAGUGCUCACCCCAUCCAUUCCCUCGAUAACCAUCAUCACCAUUAUCACAUGGGCAGCCUGGUAUCACCGACACGCAGCUACCUCUACCAUCAAGGCAGCGGGUACCCUCGCCCGCACGCCUGCGCCACCCCCAUCUCCCACCUAGAGAGGGUGGACUCUUCAGGUGAGACACUGCCCCCUGCUGGACAACUCAAGAAAGCCGCAAGAGGGCAGGCCACUUUCACUUAUUGAGCAUUUGAUUAUUCGUCUGCGGGCAGCUGCCGCCAUCUUGUUACGUUUGUAAUUCUUCUCUGCUGUCUUGCAGAUUUUCUCUAGUUUUUCAAACAAUGUUGGGAUUAAAAUGCCAACGCAAAUUCCCUCUUUUUUUCGUCUUGUUGUUGCAAUAGAGGAGCCUAGACCCAAACAGUUGGUUACAGAUUGAGGAUUUUUCUUAAUGUUUCCAUAUAUUGCUACACUUUCCAGUCAGCAUUUAUUUCUUCCACCCCAAGGCUUUUAGAUGAACAAUUUAUCUUUUCCCCCCAUACAGGUGUUUUCACAAAUAACGUAAAAAAAAUUCACAGUUUUAAAGGAUCUCGAAUAAGGGUUUACUUGGUUUAAAUACUGCAGUUUCAAUCUAUGUGAGGUGCCAGUAACAUAGAUGUGAAACAGGCCUUUUUUGUGUUUUCACAGAUGGAGUAAAAGCAGUGGAAAACUGCUUGAAUAAAAACCUGCACGGUGCAGAAUUUAGUUAAUCUUUGAUCAGUAUUUCAGAUUUUGAACUAAAGGUGA